This is a messenger RNA of Rhodotorula toruloides NP11, 1725 nucleotides long. Its product is annotated as AAA family ATPase. The coding region runs from base 1 to 1725 and encodes 574 amino acids. NCBI's taxonomy places the organism in Eukaryota, Fungi, Basidiomycota, Microbotryomycetes, Sporidiobolales, Sporidiobolaceae. The record is from RefSeq and is a predicted model, not a curated record. Gene Ontology annotation, molecular function: ATP binding; ATP hydrolysis activity. The transcript is spliced from 17 exons.
AUGAAUGACCCGCUCUACACAGAGGUCGAGCAGGUUCUCGGGCCCGGCAGCACCUGGAUCACUGCUCCUUCCCCGUCCACCUCCUCGCUUGCAUCUUCAUCAAACAGCCCCGCCUCCGACUCGCCUGUCCUCUUCCAUGCCUUCCGAAGAACGUACAAGGGUGCUGCAAAGCAUGACAGUUACAUCUGGCUCCAGAUCGUCAACCCUGGGUUGCUCAAGGCGCUCAAGGCGGUCUUCCCGACUCUUGCAACUCUCUACAAAUCGGUUCCCGGGAUUGACGCUCGAGCGGUCUAUGUGCAGCGCGAGGCCCUUCGCUCGGACGCCAGCUCUCCCGCCCUCGACUCGCUGCUUUGUUAUGUCGAGGCCUCCUUCGCUUACGUUGCAGAAACCAUCACGACUUACCCGGCGGGCACAAUCUCGUGGCAUCUCCUCUGGACCCAGUUGGAGAUUGGUGAAGACCUCGAGACAGUGCACGACGUGACAGGCGAGACAAUGGCCAUUACGCUCGAUAGCUGGGCAUACGUACAAGAAGCAAUGGGGCGAGCCCUCAACCUGUCCUGCCACUUCUACCAGUGGGCAGGGACCUGCUGGCACCGCAUCCCCGUUAACCCGCAAGAUUUGCGAAUUCAGCAGAUCUUGGCGCUGCCGGCACGGCCUUUGACGAAGGAGAAGAAGGCGAGUUUGCGAGAACGAGGACAAACGUACACGCAGUACGCUGGUCAGGUGCACGCGAGCUACGAAGGCUUCUUCUUCACUGGAGCUUUCAGCGGAGCAGACCGGCUGAUGGGAGAGGGGCAAGUAGUCAUUGAUGUCAAGAGCUUCCGGCGCUGCAACCCUACGCUCGAUCACUGGGGAGACGACGUCGUUGACCGCGGCGGGACGACCCAGUGGGCGACACAUUCGAGCAGCCGAACGAAACCUUGUCCGCACCUUCGCUUCGGCAAGUUCCUCAUCUCCCGCCUGUCCCCCGUCAUCUGGCGAGACGAGUCUUUCUCGCAUCUCGUCAUCCCCGCUUCUUACCGCCAGAUAGUCAAGGCGCUCGUGACGGUCCAUGCGGGUGAGUUGAAGGAGAAGCUGAUGGUCAACGCUGUCGAGGGGAAAGGGAACGGGCUGGUGAUGGCUUUUCAUGGCGCACCUGGAACAGGCAAGACUUUGACUGCCGAGGCCGUUGCCGAGCACCUGCGAAGACCGCUCUACGUUGUCAGCGCAGGCGAGCUUGGCAUGACUGCGCAGACACUUGAUAACCAGCUUAAAAAUGUCCUCGAGCUCGCGACGGCUUGGAAUGCUGUGAUCCUGAUCGACGAGGCCGACAUCUUCCUGACGAAGCGCGACACGAGACAGCUAGAGCGUAACGCUCUCGUCGGGAUCUUCCUGCGCUUGCUCAAGUACUCCGGUGGCGUCCUCAUCCUCACGACUAACCACAUCAAGAACUUCGGCAAAGCCUUCCUCUCGCGCUUCGCCAUUGUCCUCCGCUUCGACGAACUCGACGAGCCUUCCUGUCGGACCCUCUGGGAGCAGUUCCUCCUCAAAGCGACCUCCUCCUCGUCCUCCUCCCUCUCCGCCUUCGACCUUGCCCACCUCGCCUCGUUCCGCCUCAACGGCCGCGACAUCAAACAUGUUAUCCAGACCGCGCAGGCGGUUGCGCUGGUCAAGGGAGACGAGUUGGGGAUGGAGCAUUUGGACGAUGUGUUGAGGGUUGCAAAGUCGGGCAUGCGGAGGGAGUAG